Hordeum vulgare subsp. vulgare (domesticated barley) is the source of this 737-nucleotide messenger RNA. Its product is annotated as protein RADIALIS-like 3. Gene Ontology annotation, molecular function: DNA-binding transcription factor activity. NCBI's taxonomy places the organism in Eukaryota, Viridiplantae, Streptophyta, Magnoliopsida, Poales, Poaceae. The coding region runs from base 151 to 411 and encodes 86 amino acids. The transcript has 2 exons. The record is from RefSeq and is a predicted model, not a curated record.
UGGAUCCAUCGAGUACUCCUCCAGCAGCAGCAACGCACAGGUCGAUCCAUCCAUUGGUCGCCACAAGAAGCCAAACUAGUCCAGUCGAGCUAGCGUAGCGAGAGAGAGAGAGAGAGAGCUUGAGGGGUAGAGAUAAGGUCGAUCGUCGACAUGGCCUGGAGCGACGCAGAGAACGAGAGGUUCGAGCGCGCGCUGGCCACGUACGGCCGCGACACAGCCGGUCUCUGGGAGCGCGUGGCGGCAGCGGUCGGCGGCGGCAAGACGGCCGACGACGUCAGGCGCCACUACGACCUGCUGACGCAGGACAUCGGCGACAUCGAGUCCGGCCGCUACGGUUACCCCAACGGCGGAGCCAACAGCAGCACCAACCCCAACAACGGCAGGAACAGGGCCAACCGGCCCCAGACAUGAUGGGAUCAUGCUGUUCACACAGUCGAUCGAAGGACACGUACGUACCAAGUACGAGCAAACCGAGCUAGCAGCUAAUUAUGCAUGCAAGCUGCCGUGUAUUUGUACUUCGGUUCUACAGUGGUAUUUUAUGUUUGCUUCUGGAGAGUAUAUGUAGUAAUAGCUCUGUCGCGAGACGAGAGCAAGUACGUGUGCGUGUGGCAGCAGUGUGCAUAUGGGUGUAAACUGUAAAGCUUGCACUACUGCUUUUGUGAUGGCAAGUUUGCUACGAUAUGAAUGAAUGAAUACGUAUCGCUGUUAUUCCUGCCUGAUUCUAAAUGGCAAUGAAG